Molecule: messenger RNA, 1167 nt
Organism: Fusarium falciforme
Lineage: Eukaryota; Fungi; Ascomycota; Sordariomycetes; Hypocreales; Nectriaceae
Exons: 3
Coding region: 25-1167 (380 amino acids)
Biological process (GO): regulation of transcription by RNA polymerase II
Molecular function (GO): DNA-binding transcription factor activity, RNA polymerase II-specific; zinc ion binding
Source: RefSeq, a predicted model, not a curated record
CCAGAUUCAACUCUGACGACAUCAAUGGCGAGCACACCGGAUUCCCUCCCAGCCGUAUCCGAGCCUCGGGUUACGAAGCCCAGGAGGCCGCACACCAAGUCGCGGACAGGGUGCACCGCUUGCAAGAAGAGAAAGAUCAAGUGCGGUGAAGAAAGGCCCAUCUGCAGCAAUUGCCAGAGGCGCAAUGAAACAUGUCACUUCAUCCUCAGACCCCUCCCAGCGAACUCGUACACAAAGCCACUACCCGCCCCGUCAGCAUCACCAUUACCAUCCACCCCAUGGACUCUGGACAUGCUAGACAUGGAACUAUUGCACAACUUUUCCACCUCUACAUACGCGACUCUCAGCGAUGACCCUCUGAUCCGAGAUUUAUGGCGGGUGCGUGUGGUAAAGCUCUGCUUCACUUGUGACUACGCCAUGCUCGCCCUCCUCUCAGUGUCUGCUAUACACUUGGCACAGUUCUCGCCCAGUAGAAGCGACCUGCUUCAUGAGAGAGCGAUUGAGUGCCACAACAAGGCAUCAAACAUCGCAACCCAGUACAUGUCAAGGCUUGACGAGGGCAGCAACAGUCAAUGCCUGUUCGCCUUUUCCAUCCUUACUAUUUACUUCGCGUUUGCAAGCUCGCCCAUGGAUGACAAUUGGUCCUAUCCCCAGUGGAUGGUCUUGAUUGGAGGGUGUAGGAGCUUCAUCGGCAUGGCCAACGAAAGCAUUCUGGCUGGGCCAUUCGCCUGUAUGAUGAAAAAGGCAGCACAUCAUCUGGCAGCCAGAGACCAGGUUUUCCAGAUCGACUAUGUGCGAGAUCUGCGCUGCCUAGUAACGAGAUCGGUCGAAGACGAGCAACGUCGCCGCAUCUAUGACACCGCUCUAGACGCGCUGAACCAGACAUUCGGCGUCUUCUACGAAGUUUCGGGACAGAGAGAUCUGGUGGAUAUCUUUUCCUGGGUGGUUUUAGCCGAAGACUUCCUUCCGUUGCUAGCGGACGAGGAGCAGGAGGCACUGGUUGUGCUGUCAUACUUCUGUGUGCUCUUAAAUAAGCUGUCACGGCAAUGGUGGUUGGAUGGGUGGGUCAAUGGCCUGAUGGAUAAGAUCUAUGCAGUAUUAGAUGAGGAGCAUCGGACUUGGAUUAUUUGGCCGAUGGAGGAGAUUGGGUGGUUGCCGAGAGAAUAG